Molecule: messenger RNA, 1429 nt
Organism: Onychomys torridus (southern grasshopper mouse)
Lineage: Eukaryota; Metazoa; Chordata; Mammalia; Rodentia; Cricetidae
Product: B3 domain-containing protein LFL1-like
Exons: 3
Coding region: 152-499 (115 amino acids)
Source: RefSeq, a predicted model, not a curated record
UCGGGGGCGCUUACCGGCGGCGUGGGCAGGCAGGCCCGCCGGAUGGCCUCGGAGCUGGAGUGCAGCGACGGGUACUUGUGCUCAGGGAGGGUGGGAUGCAUGGCAAAGUGAGGCUGCUUGCUGUUCAUGGACAUCAUCUUGACGGCUUGGCAUGGAAAUAUCCACAAACACUCGCAAAGUCCGCCGCAAAGUGCGCACGCCGGCUCGCCCGGCCUCCCUGCCGAGGCUGCGGCCGCAGCGGCCCGGGGCGGCUCGCACUGGCCUCGCCGCGGGGCUGCCGCCGCCGCCGCCGCCGCCGCUCCUGCUCGGGCUCCCGCUGCCGCCGGCCGCUGCCUCGGACCGCACCGCGCAGAGCGCCCGCGCGCCGGUCUCGCGAGCCCGCUUCUCCAAGAGCUCUAGCCCAGCGCGCCGACGGGAUGCACUCCUCUUACACCUGAGCCCCACUUCUCGCGGCCGGCCCGGGGAGCUCUCGCGAGAGCUCGCGGCCCCGCCGCGCUGACAGGCAUCAGCUGUCUCCCGUCCGUCUGGCGCGCGUCCUCCGCUGGCCGCGGCGCCGUGCUCGGGCGGGCGAGCGAGUGAGCGAGCGCGCGCGCGCUCGUCGAGCAGCCGCCGGCAGCGCGUGGGAGCCGCUCUUAUAGUGACCACCAGCAAGGACAAGGCAGGUGAUGCACCUGUAGCUGGCCGGGCAUGCGCACUGCACGCCUCACCUCUCCACCGCGGGUCUGCAAAGAUCAGAGAGGCCAGCUAUUGUCUCAGGCCUGAGAGGGAAGUGAGAAGGAUGUUCAUUUGCUGGUGCAAGAAGGAGCCACUUCUUCAUCCAUUAUGUGAUUCCCCAGGGAGCGCUAAAUGCAACUUUAUCUCAGCAGGAAUGGACCAUGAGCAGGACGUCGCUAGAGGGAAAGAGUACGCUGGCCCCUGACCCCACGCGACACCAUGCAAGUUCUAUGGCCUUCCCGCGUCAGACACCCGCUGAGCGGCCGCUGGGUCCCGGACCCACACUCCCGCUGCCACCGCCGAGGACCAGCAGUUCCGCCCAAGGGACCCGAGGACGGAGAAGGGCGCGCUCGCCGACCUCGCCGGCUCCCCUCGGCCCCCAGAAACUGGAUCCCUCGAGGGUCUGGAGGCCGCGGAGGAAACCGCGAGGCAGCCAGUCCAAGGCCGCCAGUGCAGAGCCGGGUCCUGCCGCCGCCCGGCGCUCCUGCUCGCUGCGCUGCCGCCAGCCGCCCCUCCUUCCCGCCGCCCGCACAAAUCAAAGCCCCUUGCGAGGGACUGGGAAAUAGUUGCCUUGUCAUGUAACACAUUGCCCUGAUUUAUUAUAAAAUUUUAACGAAAUCAUGCAUAUUUUAACAGCCUUUAAUCACUGCAUGAAAAUUUAAUUCAUGGACUGUAGCGCGUUUAAAUAAAUGAAGUGUUAAUUCAUUAGGAUUAA